CAUGGUGCAUCUCGCAGGGCGGAGGAGAGGGCUUCCUUGUCAAGAUGGCGGCUCCCUUGACUCUACUUGUGAUUGUGGCUGUUACGGUCCGAGCAGCGCUGUACAGAUCCAGUUUAGCGGCCUUAAUAUCGGAGAGAGUGGAGGUGGUGUCCCCGCUGACCGCCUGGAAGAGAGUUGUUGAAGGCCUGGCUCUGCUGGACUUGGGCGUCUCCCCGUACUCUGGAGAUGUUUUCCAUGAGACUCCUCUCAUCAUUUACUGCUUUCACUUUUUGGUGGACUAUGCGGAGAUAACAUUUAUGUUGGCGGAUGUGAUCACUGCUGUGGCUCUUUACCUGGCCGUGAAGGACUACAACAAACAAGUGUUCAGAAAGCAGAAAUAUGCCCUGGAGGCAGACCGCUACCCUCUGGACUGCCUGGAGCUCAUCAGGAGCCCCAAAGAAAUGUACUACAUCCCUCUGAAAGUAGCCAUGUUUUACCUGUUGAAUCCGUUCACCAUCCUGUCCUGCGUCGCCAAGUCUACCUGUGGCCUGAACAACGCCGUCAUCGCCCUCUUCAUCCUCUCUACAAUCAAAGGAAAUGUUUUGCUGAGCGCCGUGUUUCUGUCCUUGGCCACGUACCAGUCCAUCUACCCUCUGACUCUGUGUGCUGCCGCGCUGCUCUAUUUGAUGCAGCGUCAGUACAUCCCGGUGAACUACCGGCGGGCCAGCUUCUGGUGGUUCCUAGCCCAGUAUGGCUUCAUGUACCUGGGCAGCCUGUUCGUCAUCGUCUGCCUCUCCUUCUUCCUGCUCGGCUCCUGGGACUACCUGCCCUCUGUCUACGGAUUCAUUCUCUCCGUACCAGACCUGACCCCGAACAUUGGCCUCUUCUGGUAUUUCUUCGCCGAGAUGUUUGAACACUUCCGCCUCUUCUUCCUCUGCGUCUUCCAGAUCAACGUCUUCUUCUACACCGUCCCCCUGUCCAUCAAACUCAAAGACCAUCCAGUGUUUCUGAUCUUCAUGCAGUUAGCUGUGAUCUCCAUCUUUAAGUCCUACCCCACUGUUGGAGACAUCGCUCUCUACCUGGCCUUCCUUCCUGUCUGGAGUCACCUGCACAGAUUCUUGAGGAACAUCUUCUUGGUGUCCUGCGUCCUGCUCGCCUGCUCCGCUCUGUUUCCGGUCCUCUGGCACCUCUGGAUCUACGCCGGCAGCGCCAACUCCAACUUCUACUACGCCAUCACACUGCUGUUCAACGUGGCCCAGAUUCUGCUGGUGUCGGAUUAUUUCUACGCCUUCUUGAGGAGAGAACAUCAUCUCACCUACGGAUUGUAUCUGAAGAGAAAAGACGGCUCAGAGGCUACACUCGUUUUAACUUAAACACACACACCACACACACACACACACACACACACACACACACACACACACACACACACACACACACACACACACACACCACAAUCACCCAACGGCUGGCAGACUCUACAAGGAAAAGAGAGACUGCUCGAGGUCUCACUUCACCUCAAAGGGAACAAACACAAAGUGAGGAGGACGAAGACUCCGAGCCAUACUGGUCCUCAGACAGGACAUACUGGUCCUCAGACAGGACAUACUGGUCCUCAGACAGGACAUACUGGUCCUCAGACAGGACAUACUGGUCCUCAGAUAGGACAUUACCACACAUCAGUAAGUGUUUCUGGUACUACUUGAUAUACAAAGAAGUCCCAACAUACUACAUGACAGACACAUGCUGACACGGGAUGUAGAAAUUUAUUUUUUUUAUUUUUUUAUUUGGAAGUCUUAUUGGAAAAUGUGGGAAGCUCGCUCUGAUUUGAGAAUUCCUGAAAUCCAGCCCUCCCACACACAUUAAUCUGUGUUUUUCAUGUUUACCUGAACACGUUUGUGUUCAAACUGGUUUCCUGUGAAGCCUCUGUUUUCUACCGGCUCUCCUACAGUCCCCCUGUCUUUACCCAUCAGUCUGUCUUAGUGCUGCAGCUCAUCUCAAGUGAACCAGUCAAGCCAAUAUGAACCUCAUCAUGGUACAUAAACACUUUCUGGGACUGAUAGCUUCAGCUCCCUGAACGCAGAGAUAUUUGAGAUAUUUGAGAUAUUUGAGAUAUUGAUCACUAACUCCACACAAGCCCCAGAGAGAUGGUCUGACAAAGACGAGAACUGAAGUACUGAAGAGUUAAAGAGGUCCUGCUGUCCCUUUGGGUUUUUCUCCAUGUAAGUUUCUACAAAGGAAGCGAUUGUUGCCACUGAAUGGAUUUCUGCAUGUAUAAUAAGUUAAUUAAAGAAGUUCUUGUUAAACUUUUAAAAGGAAUCAUUAGCUAAACACAUACCCGAUGAACUGUCGAACUUGAGACUCAUUUAAAGGAAUAGUUCAGAACAUUUUGUACAAAACUGCAUUCUGACUUUUUGUUUAAGCUUAAUUUUGUCACUUUCCAGUGUGAGCACACAUGGUGCUGUGUGUUGUGUGUAGUGGGAUUUGGAAACACCUCCACAAUCUGUCCCCCUCUUUCCAUUUGACAACAUAUUUCCUUAAUCUGGAAGCCAAAAAGCAAAUUAGUAAUUAUGGAAUACAUGCAAACAAAACAUUCUGCCUUUAAUACACAGACAUACACCUCUUUAAAACCUGUCUUGGAAGGAUUUCAUUCCCAUCUAUAAAGUAAGCCUUACCGCCUCAGAGAUGUAGGAACACUGAUGUAGAGCCACAUUUUAUUUGAAGUCCACAGAUGAAUGUUUUUCUUUAAUGAUUGUGAAAAUAAUGAUAGAAGUAACAAAUUUCACGCAAUGUAGACCCGCUGAAAUCAUUCCUACAUCAGCGGCUAAAUAUGGACAAAAACCUCUUAUUAUUAAUAAAAAGUUCAUGGUACCAGUAUUAAUGUAAACUGGUUUUCAUGUGAAAUGCCCAUAAAGAUUCAUCUUACUGUACAAUGACAUAAAUAUUAACUGAACCAUUGAACAGAAACAUGUUCAGAUCUCUGUUCUAGCUGAAGGAGCCGUUUUAAUACCGAUAAGGGAAAAUAAAGGACGUUGUCAGUUAUUUAUUUGCUGCACCAAAAACCUUUCUGUUUUUUUUUAUUGUUUUUAUUUCAAAAAAAUUAGGAGCUCUUCGGUUGUUUUGAUACUGUGUAUAUAUAUAAUUAUAUCUAUUAAUGUGUUUUGUUUUGUUACAGCUAAUAAAAUGCAAGGUUUGAAAGGGGUGAUGUUAUAGUUGAUGAAUGAGUGAACAUGUAAAAAUAAUGAUUAUUAAACUGGAGGUGUUGGUUUUA
Etheostoma spectabile (orangethroat darter) is the source of this 3250-nucleotide messenger RNA. RefSeq names its product phosphatidylinositol glycan anchor biosynthesis, class U (gene pigu). Gene Ontology annotation, cellular component: GPI-anchor transamidase complex; membrane. Lineage: Eukaryota; Metazoa; Chordata; Actinopteri; Perciformes; Percidae. Bases 45 to 1352 code for a protein of 435 amino acids. Gene Ontology annotation, biological process: attachment of GPI anchor to protein. The transcript has 12 exons. The record is from RefSeq and is a predicted model, not a curated record.